This is a messenger RNA of Mya arenaria, 1050 nucleotides long. RefSeq names its product 3-beta-hydroxysteroid-Delta(8),Delta(7)-isomerase-like. Gene Ontology annotation, cellular component: membrane; endoplasmic reticulum. Lineage: Eukaryota; Metazoa; Mollusca; Bivalvia; Myida; Myidae. The transcript has 3 exons. Gene Ontology annotation, molecular function: C-8 sterol isomerase activity; steroid Delta-isomerase activity; cholestenol delta-isomerase activity. The record is from RefSeq and is a predicted model, not a curated record. Gene Ontology annotation, biological process: cholesterol biosynthetic process. Bases 111 to 800 code for a protein of 229 amino acids.
ACGAGUUAAGUAUUGAUUUCAUGACAAGUUUAAGGUUCAAAAUCCAGCGCAUACACUUUGCCUGCGUGUACAUGUUUGUUGAGUGAAUGUGAUUAAAUUUCGUGAUUAUUAUGGCGGACGGUGCAAUAAAUCAUCCUUAUUUCCCGAGGGACACACAUCUUCCUCACUAUAAGCCUAACAUAACCAGUAUUGAGGAAUUAUUAGGACUGUUUUUCGGCUUGGUGGCAGUGUUGAACGUGUUGCUAUGGUUGGGAACGAGGGGCCGGUGCCUAGGUGUGCGUGUGAAGGUAUGCUGGUUCGUCACGUGCGGGCUGAUUCAUUCCAUCCUGGAGGGGUACUUUAGCCUCUACCACCGCACCCUGGCCGGGGAAGACACCUACCUCGCGCAGAUGUGGAAAGAAUACGGCCAAGGUGACAGCAGAUACGUCUCCGGUGAGACGUGCAUGGUCGCCAUGGAGUCCAUCACCGCCUGGGUGGACGGCCCGCUCUGCCUCCUCACGGCAACCGCCUUCCUUGUGCCGGGCAUGUCUGGUUGGCGAUACGUGUUGCAGCUGGCCGUCUCCAUCUGCCAGCUGUACGGGGACACCCUGUACUUCUCCACGGAGAUUCUAGAGAACUUCCGGCACUCCGAAUACGGCCAUCCCCUCCACUUCUGGUUCUAUUUCUUCUUCCUCAACAUGAUAUGGAUCGUCGUGCCGAGUCUUAAUAUAUUUGACGCUGUUCGGAAACUAGUCGCUGUUCAGAGACAUGUAGACAGCACAAACAAGAGCUCCGGGAAACCCUCAAAGAAGCGUCGUUGAUUUUAAUGUAAGAUACAUUGCAGACAUGACUACUGAUAUUCAAGUUCUAACGUGCACAUGUUUCGUUUGAUGUACAACUGACAACAACACUCGUCGAUUUCCUUUAUGUUUGUGUUUAAUAUAUUUUUAAAAAACACUAUUAUAUUAACUUACGUUUACAUAUUUUUUAAUUUUUAAUUUUACACGGUGUAUUGUUUUAUAUCGAUCUUUGACGCAUCUUGUAAUGAAAAAAUACACCCAUAUAGCAUCA